AUGCAGGCAGAGAUUGUGGACACGAAGGGUGUCGCGGUGUGCAGCGAUCAGACGCCGGCACCAACAACCUCGGCACCAACGACGACGCCCACGACGACGCCCACGACGACGCCCGUCCCGGAGCCAACAACAACACCCGCCCCGCCGACAACGACAGCAGCACCCCCACCGCCCCCUCCGCAGGAGGAUUGCGUGUGCAUUUUCGACGUUGACCGGACUCUCACCGGCAGGCAAGGUGAUGUCACCAACUGCCCGGAUAAUAGGCUUGAAAGUACCAUCUGGGACACUGCCUAUGGCGGAGGUUGGCUCACUCUCUCAGAGGCAGCCCAGAAGCUUCCGGAGACUUUCUGCAAUUCGUGCUAUCUCGGCAUCGUGUCAGCAGGCGAUGCUGGUGGCCACGAUUCACCAGAAAGGCCAUAUCUGUUGGACAAUGUUUUGCUCAGUGAGAAGUACACCCAGCUUCGAGCAGAAAAUCAGCAAGCGUCUGCAUGGUCAGACUACCCCAACGUUGGUUCGCCGCUCGUUCUUGGCUGGCCCAACAGGGAGAAGCAGAAUGCCGCAGAAGGCAUUCUGGCUUGGUAUGCGCAGCAGGGGGUGACCAUCCCUCCUGCGAAAGUGUAUUUCUUCGGGGACCGGACAGAGAAUAUUGGACCCUUUGCCGCCAAGGGCUAUAAUGCCAGGGAGAUUUCCUGUGGCUCCAGAGACUACUACCUGUACCAGAACGGAAUGGUCGGCUACUGUGGUGCAAGGUUUGAAGAGAUUGUGGACACUCCGGGCGUUGCUGGCUGCUGA
Messenger RNA from Symbiodinium pilosum, 792 nucleotides. The record is from the annotation of a GenBank genome assembly. Lineage: Eukaryota; Dinophyceae; Suessiales; Symbiodiniaceae.